Messenger RNA from Condylostylus longicornis, 732 nucleotides. RefSeq lists its product as uncharacterized. The record is from RefSeq and is a predicted model, not a curated record. The coding region runs from base 452 to 718 and encodes 88 amino acids. The transcript has a single exon. Lineage: Eukaryota; Metazoa; Arthropoda; Insecta; Diptera; Dolichopodidae.
AACAACAACGCAACGUUAUCGAGUUAAUUUAAAGGUUUUUCACACAACUUAUUUUUUAUUUUAUUUUUUUUUAUUGAUUUGCCACUGAGUUGCGUAUCCUGGGGGAAGAACUCUAUUAAGAAAACAAACAAAAACAAAAAUUCGAAAAAUAAAAAAUUCCAAUAAAAAUUUUUGCAAUUUGCUACCAGAAGAUAAGCUAAAAAAAAUUUUUUUUUAUUCACCAAAACAAUAAGGAUAUUUCUGAUUUAACAGGAGAAAUUCAACAUCCUAUUACUUUUAAAUUCACCACAUCAAAUUUAUUCAAAUUCAUUCACAUAUACAAAAAUUGACUGUAUAUAAAAAUUUACCUACAUAAUAAACUAAAUAUCAUUUUGUUCCACUAUACAUUUUACCUAUAUACAUUCACAUACUCGUAAAUUCUACAAUUUAGGUAUACAAAAAAUUAUUCAAAAUGUCUUCAGAGGAAAUGGAAGGUGAAGUUAGUAUACUUUUAAUAAUAACAGUAGUAAUCGGUUCCAUAUUAAUGUCAUCCCUAUUGGCAUGUUAUAUAUGCGUUUUUCGUCAACUUUGCUGUGCUCCUGAUAUAAAUUCACACCAUCAUCGUAAUGGUACUUACCAGAGUAGUAAAAGAACAUAUAAUUCAUUGAGACGUGAAAGUGUUAAUAUGGGUGAACUAACACAUGUUUCAAGUCAACCAACUGAAACUGAACGUGUUUAACAUAAAGAAAAACA